UGCUAGCACUGGAUAAGACUAUUGUUCCCAAAUUAAACUACAAGGAAAAUGGAAACUAACGCAUAAUAACCGUUGGAUCAACUUAAUACUACAAACAUCCAUUCUGAGUGUCAUGUUUCUGUAUGAUACAAGAAUAGAUGAUAUUUUGCAUCCUUGCAAUAGUUCACCGCCAGAAGAGGACCCCUACUAGCCUCCUUUUCGAAAAGAAGAAGAAGAAGAGGACCCCUGCGGCUUUCAUGAGCAUGGUACACUGCAAUGCAUUGAAUGAUAGUGGCAAGAAGGAAAAAUUCAUGCAAGAUAAGGCACAAUUGCACAAGACAUGUCCUACAUAAAGGUGGCCAUUUCCACUACGAAGCACAAAACCAUACACAUCUAAGCCUCAAAAAGAUACAUCAUUCACCCUCGAGUCAGACAAUGGCUCUUGUUGAUGACGAGCUCAAGGCCAAGGCCGAGGUGUACUACGACGAUGAGAUUUGCAAGCAGUGCACCAGGCUCCUGCUCAAGGAAGCAGGCCUCCCCAACGGCCUGCUUCCCCUGAAGGACAUCGUGGAGUGCGGCUAUGUCGAGGAGACUGGGUAUGUGUGGCUCAAACAAAAGAAGAGGAUAGACCACGUCUUCCAGAGCCUGGGAAGGGUGGUGUCUUAUGGCACUGAGAUCACUGCCUUCGCAGAGAAGGGCAGGAUCAGGAAGGUCAAAGGGAUAAAGACCAGGGAGCUCAUGGUGUGGCUCCCUGUGGAGGAGAUCUCCCUCGACGAACCAGCGACCGGUAAGCUCAUCUGCAAGAGCAUUGCCGGCUUUUCUAAGAUCUUCCCUGCAUCAGCUUUCCACAUCCCAGAGAAGGAGAAUGAGAAGGCCAACUGCGCCGGACCAAAACCAGUGGUCCUCAUGGAGAGGGCAGCACGGGUUGUUAAGAACAACUGAUCGAUCCUACAAUCCUGCUCCUGUGUACGUACUAAAAAUAAUCGUCGAACUGGUGCUUUACUAUUUGCUUACUUAUGUACUUCAAAAAAAAGGUGAUAGCCCAAAGUUCUGCCUAUAUACAGCAGUGUAUGGCUGUCCUGGUAUUUAUAAACCUCCAAGCCAACCGCCCAAACUCCUUUUAUAUCUACCUCAUAUAUAGCUGUAUGUUACUCAUAUGUACUACUACCAUAUAAUGGAUGGAUUUUAUAUGA
Triticum dicoccoides is the source of this 1172-nucleotide messenger RNA. RefSeq lists its product as uncharacterized. NCBI's taxonomy places the organism in Eukaryota, Viridiplantae, Streptophyta, Magnoliopsida, Poales, Poaceae. The transcript has a single exon. Bases 265 to 921 code for a protein of 218 amino acids. The record is from RefSeq and is a predicted model, not a curated record.